CACAAACCACAGACUGCCAUCUCUGAUGCAUCUCAACUUCAGUGUGACAUUUUCAGUCAUACCGAGACCUUUGAUAAAACAUUUCGUACUGAUAUAAAAAUCUUAUUUUCAGUAUUGAGGACUUAAUUUUUUUUUUUUAACUGUUCUGGUCUUCAAACUGCUGAAGAAAAUGCUUCACCUGAUUUUUUUCCAGUUUUUCUUGUGGUGUCUAGUUGGCGUGUCUGGUGUUGAUGAAGUGAAGUCAGUGUCGGUGGGAGAUUCAGUCACUCUAUACAUACAGAGAGACGAUGAGAUCGAGUGGAGGUUUGGACCAACCAAAAUUCUCUUAGCUGAAGUCAAAGAGAUAAAUGACUUCAAAUUUUAUAAAGAUAGUGCUGGUGGGAGAUUUAGAGACAGACUGAACCUGGAUCGGACUGGAUCACUGAGCAUCAUAAACACCAGCACCACAGACUCUGGAGAAUAUAUAGUAACCAGAACUAAAACAAGUGCUGUACUAUACACAUUCAGACUUGGUGUCUAUGCUCCUGUUCCUGUUCCUGUCUUUAUGAGACACUCAUCACAGUAUUCAUCAUCAUCAGAAAGGUCAUCAAAAUGUCUGUUGCUGUGUUCAGUGUUCAAUGUGAGUCAUGUGACUCUCUCCUGGUACAAAGGAAACAGUUCAUUGUCCAGCAUCAGUGUGUCUGAUCUCAGCAUCAGUCUCUCUCUUCCUCUGGAGCUGGAAUAUCAGGAUAAUAACCCCUACAGCUGUGCAGUGAAAAAUCACAUCAGCAACUACACCAAACACCUGGACACCACUCAAAUCUGUUCAGACUGUUCCAGUUGUAGUUCUGCUGAAACUAUGAUUCGAUUGGGCCCCGCGUUUCUUCUGGGCGUGCUCGUGGGUGUCAUUCUGAUCUAUCUGGUUAAUGGAUGCAGAACCAGAAAUCUUCAACAGAAGAAAAGCAUGGAGAAAAGAGCAAUGGACAUGGAUCUAACAUAUGCAGAUGUCCUUGAAGAAUUCCACUGAGAAAAUAUAAUUUCAAACCGGUGGAAAAAAUAUCAUAAGGUUUGGAAGAAAAAAAAAAAAGCUAUUUUCUGUGCGAGACUUCAGAUUCUUUAGCCUAUCAUAGAUGAUCAAGUUGCAUUAAACAAACCAGUCUGCUUAUGAAAACAAUUAAAAAAAACAAAGGUUAGAAAAAUACAAGUCUGUAAUAACAAGCAGCAUAACAGAGUGUUUAUGUUCAGCUAAUUUAAGUAGAUUAGGCUGCAGCCUCGCACUUUGCACAUUCACAUUUAUACAAAGCAUCCGCUCUUACGUUACUUUUUUGUCCCCCUUUGUAAAGAAUAGUGCCUUGCUAACCGACUGCGAUCACUAUUAUUAAAAUGCUAGAUGAAUAUAUGGUUCUGUAUGUCUCUUUUAUUAACAUCUGUAAUCUCUCUCAAUGUGAUAGCCUAAAAAUUCUUAAGAGUUGCUAUGCAAGAUCAGAUAUGAAAAAAAUGUUUAUGCAGUAUAUUUCAUAUAAUCUUUUAUUAUUAUUAUUAUUAUUAUUAUCAUGAUUUCAUAUAGCCUAAUUACAUUUUUGGGCUUCAUUUCUGACCACUGGAAAAAUGUACUCUGUUUGCAAACACGACAACAUCAUUUAUUUACAGUGAUAUUAUUGACUUGAUUGCAGAUUAUUUCACAGAUACUAAUUAAACUGAACUGAGCUGAACUGUCAUUAACUGUCAUUUUGCAUUAUUGACACACUGUUUUCUUAAUGAAUGGUGUUCAGUUGCUUUGACACACUUAUUUUUGUUUAAAGCACUUUAUAAAUAAAGGUGACUUGACUUGACUUCAUCUGUGCUCACUGUUGAUUGUAAAAUCUGUAUUUUCAGUUUGCUGCAUGACUAAUUCAAUUUAAUAAAAAAUGUGUUAAAAACUA
Messenger RNA from Carassius gibelio (silver crucian carp), 1901 nucleotides. RefSeq lists its product as uncharacterized. The record is from RefSeq and is a predicted model, not a curated record. Lineage: Eukaryota; Metazoa; Chordata; Actinopteri; Cypriniformes; Cyprinidae. The transcript is spliced from 4 exons. The coding region runs from base 170 to 1006 and encodes 278 amino acids.